AUGGUUCGUUCUCCUAAAUCAAAUUCACAUCGUCAUUCUAGUUCAAAUCAAAAACAAAAAAGACGAAGAGAUUCAUCAUCAUCAUCAGCAGCUUCUGAUAAGAAUCAUGAACGUUAUCAAAAACGACAUCAAGAACAAUCUCGUGAAGAUAAUCGAUCACGUUCAAAUGUUCGUGUUAAACAAGAACCUAUAACUGAUGAUGAAUCUCGUCGAAAUCGUUCACAAAAAUCUAAUGAAUCUUCUACAAUAAAUCGUCGUAAUCCACGUAUAAAAGAAGAUAAAUCCUAUCAAUGGGGAAAACAAACAGAAAAAGAAAAAUCAAAAGAAAUUCCUAUUGAAAAAGAAAAACCAAAUUUUGCUCUAUCCGGUGCAUUACUUAAAGAUACAAAUACAUAUAAAGGUGUUGUUAUUAAAUAUAGUGAACCAAUUGAAGCACGAAAACCAAAACGACGAUGGCGUUUUUAUGUUUUUAAAGGUGAACAAGAAUUACCAAUGUAUCAAAUUCAUCGUCAAUCAGCAUAUUUAAUUGGUCGUGAUCGUACUGUUUGUGAUUUACCAGUUGAUCAUCCAUCAUGUUCAAAACAACAUGCUGUUUUACAAUAUCGUUUAAUGGAUUAUAAACGUGAUGAUAGUACAAUGGGACGUCGUGUUAUACCAUAUAUUAUUGAUUUAGGUUCAGCUAAUGGUACAUUUCUUAAUAAUAAAAAAAUUGAAUCAGAACGUUAUUAUGAAUUACGUGAAAAUGAUGUUAUUAAAUUUGGUUUUAGUACAAGAGAAUAUGUUUUAUUACAUGAAGAUUCAGCUAAUAAUAUUGAACAAAUUAGUGGUGGUUAUGAAGAUGAAGGUGUUGAAAUAAAACAAGAACCUAUUGAACCUACAAAAAAAUGA
Molecule: messenger RNA, 888 nt
Organism: Rotaria sp. Silwood1
Lineage: Eukaryota; Metazoa; Rotifera; Eurotatoria; Philodinida; Philodinidae
Source: the annotation of a GenBank genome assembly